Oryza sativa Japonica Group (Japanese rice) is the source of this 679-nucleotide messenger RNA. RefSeq lists its product as uncharacterized. NCBI's taxonomy places the organism in Eukaryota, Viridiplantae, Streptophyta, Magnoliopsida, Poales, Poaceae. The record is from RefSeq and is a predicted model, not a curated record.
UCCUAUAAAAGCCGCGCCUUUCUCUCGGGAAGGCUGGUUCCAUUCCAAAUCAAGCCAAUCAAAUUACCAAGUCAGGUAGUGCUAAUGGAGGGGCUCAUCCCGUUCAUCUACAAGGCGAUCAAGGAGAGGAGGAGCAGGACGUACUCCCUGUGCAGCUCCGACAUGUCGGCGGCCCGAAGGUUCGGGAGGGUGGGGGAGGAGGAGGAGGACGUCGUCGCCUGGGAGGAGCAGAAGCAGUGGGCGGUGGACGGCGGCAAGUUCGCCGGCGGGGAGAGGGAGAUGACGGCGCACCGCCGGCACCGAUCGCUGGAGGAGCUUGCCGGCGAGGUGGGUGCCUCGCCGCAGUGGCGGCAGCAGGGCGGGCUGGCCAGGGGCAGGAGCGCCAGGAUCUUCUCCUGCAUCAGCGGCAUGUGAUGCUUCAGGAAUCAGUGGGAUGAAGUGGUAGUUCUUGUGUUAAUUUUGCUCGUGUUUUGGUCGAAUUCAAGGUAGGAUUCGGCGGGGUGGAGAGUAAAUUUCUACGUAGUUCGUGCAGUUUGUACUUCAAACAGAUUCGAAGUGUAUAUAUGCAUGGAUUUGUUGUACGUCAAGAUGUAAAUAGAUGGUGAUGGUGAACGUGAUUGAACUUGUCCUGAUAAUCUUAUAGUACUACAUAUAUACUCCUCAGAGUUAGUUGUUGUCA